UUCUCAGCCGCGUCCUCCUAAACCUAAUUGCAGUUUCUUUCUCUCUCUCUCUCUCUCUCUCUCUCCCUCUCUCUCUGACUGACAGCGAGGAUUUCGCUUCGCCCGGAGCGACGUCACACCAAGGUGGGAGAAGACGAGCGCAUUUUUCCUCACUUUGGAUGUUUUCAUCCAAAGAAAACACCCCCGACAGACUGUGGCACAGACGCCUCUACCUGCAGCCGGUGCGCACCGAAAAUUACUUCACCGAGUUCAUCAGUGCGUCAGUUCAGAGCGCGUAGAGAACAACCAGCAUCCAGCGGCACCAAAAACGUUUUUAUUUAUAAGUUUUCGUCGUCAUCAUCACCGGACAGGCAGCAGUGCUCUUCAUAUUCGUCUUUAAUAUCAUUUCAUUGUUUCAAAUCUCUCUUAGCGUGGCGAGUGUGUCCACCAGAGCAACCUCUAAGCGCUGUUUUUGCGGUUACAGACGACUUUAUUGCUUUGAGUCAUUUCUGGUUCUCUCAACACGGUCUGACGAGGCUCUUUAGCAUGUAAUGUGCUGCGACUAAUGGAGCAGAACGACAAUGAAGAGGUUAACCACACCUUUGAAAGCGGACAUCUCUUCAGCAACCUCUUGACCAACUUUGUUGCGCAUUAAGAUGCGCCCGACAGAAGAGGAGUUGGAUGAUGAACUUUUUGCGCUCUCGUUGACAGACAGUUUCCAGUAAGCUUUUUGCUGAGUCGUACCGUCAGAAACCAAGGACCUCUUAUGUAUUUAAGAAAAAAUCAAACUCUGUGUUGGCUGAGCUUGUCAGUGUAAAAUUUUCUGGGGAAUCUCCUUGAGGAUUUGCGGCGUUCACCAUGACGGUUCGUCUAUCUCGGAUCCAACUAGCCCUGUUUUUUAUCUUGCUCUGUCCGGUCAAUAUCAUCGGACUCUGGUGGGCGGUGGGCAGUCCGCUGGUGAUGGAUCCCAACAGCAUAUGCAGGAAGGCGAAGCGUCUGGCGGGAAAGCAGGCUGAGCUGUGCCAGACUCAGCCAGAGAUUGUCAGCGAGGUGGCCAAAGGAGCAAGGCUGGGUGUCAGGGAGUGCCAGUACCAGUUCAGAUACCGCCGGUGGAACUGCACCAGCCACAACAAGUACUUUGGCAAAAUACUGCAGCAAGAUAUCCGGGAGACAGCAUUUGUUUAUGCCAUCACAGCAGCUGGGGUGACCCACGCAGUGACCCAGGCCUGCAGUAUGGGAGACCUACUGCAGUGUGGCUGUGAGGCAACCAGGAACAGAGCACCUCCAAGGCCGCCAUCAUCAUCCUCCUCGGGGGACGGAGUCAAGUGGGAAUGGGGGGGCUGUGGAGAUGAUGUGGAGUUUGGUUAUGAAAAGUCGAAACAGUUUAUGGAUGCCAAGAGGAGAAAAGGCAAGAGUGACAUCAGGACGCUCAUUGACCUGCACAACAAUGAAGCUGGGCGACUGGCGGUGAAACUCUACAUGCGGACAGAGUGCAAGUGCCACGGACUGUCGGGCUCGUGCACCUUACGCACGUGCUGGAAGAAGAUGCCUCAUUUCCGUGAAGUAGGCGACCGCCUGCUGGAGCGCUUCAACGGUGCUUCCAAGGUGAUGGGCGGCAAUGACGGCAAGACCCUGAUCCCAGUUGGCCAGAACAUCAAGCCGCCGGACAAGCAGGAUCUGAUCUACUCAGACGAGUCACCCGAUUUUUGCCUGGCAAAUCGGAAAACUGGAUCACUGGGGACACGGGGCCGCAUGUGCAACAGCACAGCCAUGGACAUCAGUGGCUGUGAUCUGCUGUGCUGCGAGCGUGGCUACCGGGAGGAAUCAGUGGUGUUUGAGGAGAACUGUCUGUGUCGUUUCCACUGGUGUUGUGUAGUCCAGUGCAAGAAGUGCUUGGUCCGGAAAGAGCUUAGUCUCUGUCACUGAUGAACUGAUGAACUGGAGUUAAGAGUAGUCUAAUUACUUGGUUUGUUAUAAUUACAUCUUUUCCUUUUUGAGGUUUUUGCAUUGGUUUUGCAGAUGUGAAAGAAGGACAGGGUUUUGCUAUGCAUCUUGAUCCUUUUUGCACCAGUCAUGGGCCAGAUCAUGCCCGCAAAAUUGUAAUUUCAAACUGUAUGUGACACAAUUUCUGGCUAUGGUUCCCUGGGGUUUUGACACAACCUUUCCAGAAAGACGCAAGAGGUGCAGCACAAAGGCAAGAGGGACUAGAAGAAGUAAAAUAGAGAAAUGUUUCUUUUAUGAACUACCUAUUUGUCAUUUCUUGUUUAUAGAAAAGGACCAAAGAAUGUGAAAGUGUUUAUUUUCCAUCUUAGUGAAAGAGGAGGAUCUGUGCUCGGAGGACCCAUAUGUGACUAGCUGGCACAGUUGGUUAGUAUCUCCUCCUUCCACUACCAGAUCAUCAGCAGUGCUUGAUGUGGACUGCUUUCCAAAACCAAAACCGACAUUUAGACAUGCUGAUGCACCUGAUUUGAUUAUGGCUUUAUAUAAACUGGUCACUAAUCUACAAGCGCCACACUGACUAUUAUGAAAAAGAUUCUUUUUUUGUACUAUCUGGUAUUUAAAGUUCUGUAGAGACAUUGCUUUCUAUCUACAGUAUGCUGUAGGAUAAUAGAAAGAUUAAGGAUCUCCAUUGGGCCCCAAUUCAGACACUUUCACCUUACUUUGAUGUGUGUGAUCAUACAAUGACUGUUACCAGACAGUGUACCAGUAUAACUCUAUUCUUGACAACGCAUCUUUAUAUUUUACCACCCUCAAAUCUUUAAAAAGUUUAUCAGUCUGUCUCUCAGUUACAGUAACUGUAGCCUAACCUAAUACAAAAAAAUGCUGGAUCUUAUUCUCUUCUGCUACAGUGUCAAAAAAUCAUUUAUAAAAGGGAAAUGGUGUCACAUUAUCACUUUUGAAGAAUGCUGUCAACACCAUGGUUGCAGCUGUGGACUUGGACCUGCCAGCGAAGACUGUUAUUUAUAUAAAGAUAUGAUGACAAGACUACUCACUUCCAUCUCUCUCAGAAGCACUUUGGAUAUCACUGCGGUGGACUUCCUUAAUAGCUUGGCAAUAAAACCUUUCGAGGUUGGCUGUUUGUUCUAAACCAAAAGAGAAACCUUUAUUUACAUGACAUUGGUUGGUAUCAAAAAAUGUAUAUGAUGUAUUGUGCUAAUCUGUUAUGAUAUACAGGGCUUAUGUAAUAAUGCACUUUUGGUUGUUAGCUUUUUUUUUUUAUAUAUGUGCAUAUGUGUGUGUGUUUGUAUGUGCGCGUGUGUGUGUGUGUAAAUGUGUUAAGUAUGUGUUUGUGCAGGUUGGCCAGUUACCAUCAUUUCCUUCAGCUGACAUUACAUUUCAUAUAUCUCUAACUUGUCUGACGUUAAAGUGCAUUAUGUUGGUUAUUGAAAGCACACUGCUCUUUGACUCUCUGUCUCCAUGUGGGGCAGAUAAGAUCUUUCUUUUGUCGUUCGUUUUCAGGGGAAGUGUGUUUAUAUUCCUCCAGCAUGAUGUGUGCGUUUCCCAUAAAUCUAUCAUGUCAUCUCAUUUACACUUAAGUUUUAUUACCAGACAAUGUACAGUAAAUAUACUGAACUAUAACACUACAUUGCUUCAACAUGUUCUGUUAAGGUUGUUUGUGUUUGAGUGAGUGUUCAGGUAGGAUGUUAUCUUACCCUUAAGGACUCAGAAUCAUCUUCUUUUGAUCCUAGUCUAGUUGAUUGUGUUUUUUUUUUUCUUUUCUUUUUUUCAGGAUGACUCAGAUCUGGCUGGUUUUCCCAAAGUUACCUUGUUACUUUCAUUGACUGCUGUAUGACAACCUUUUUCAAUGACCACAUUCAUUCAUGACAAGUAUUCAGGAUGGCUAAAGUGGGCAGUUGUUUCCAAGUCUCUUGUGUAGGUAAAAUCUGUGUACAUAGCUUUAUUAAGUUGUAACUUUUCAGCUAGGUCAACAUCAUUUUAAUUGCAAUUUCAAAAUAACACUAUACAGGUAAAGUCCAUUUUCAGUAAUUGUGGGUGUUAGUAUCUGUACAUUUAAGAGACAAUAGUUUGUUUUUGUAUGAACAAGGUCCCAAAGUUUUAUAUUUUGCAGUUUAGUGUGUACAGACUCUGCAGUCUGCUGGAUGUUGGGUCAUUACUAGCAUGAUCAUUAUUACAUCAAUAAAGCACACAUGUAUUUCACGUUAGUAUGAGAUCAGUGAAUAAACUUGUGUGUGACAGGGCACAUCUUAUCAGUACCAGCAUGUCCACUUACUUUUUUGUUCUGUGAAAACAAUAAAUCUAUGUACAUGGUUAUCAUGUUGACUUGCUUUUCAGUUUAUUAUUGUUGCCGCAAAUUUGUUCAUAUUAAUAUAAGGCCUCAUAGAUAUCAUCUGAUACAGUAUAAUGGAGCUAGUUACAUAAUGUGAUGUUUGUGUGACAUUUUGGGCUGAUGUUGCAGGUAUAGCUUUAACCUCUGUGACUCUCCUUGAAUGAGAGUAGAACAAUUAAGUCAGUCAAGACAGAGUUACAUCAGCAGUGCUCGGCUAAUUCUGUGUCCUUCUUUUACUGACCUGUCAAGUGAUGUGAACCUCAGACCAUUUCGAUAUCUGCAUAUGUUACAUAAAGCACAUUCCAAGCACUUCCAUACAUUAUUUUAAACAGGUAUGGUGAAAAAAAAAACUGUGGCAGUAAGGGAGCAAAUACUUAAAUUCCAGCUACGAUGCCAACAUCUUCAGCUCAACUAUUCAUCUCCAACAACUACCUGUUCACAGAUGUUACACAACUCAUCAUUUUGUCAUUUAUUUUGUCAUUUAUUUAAAAUUUGUCAUUUAUGUUGGUUGUAGAUUUUGUUCUGCUCUUUAUAUUUGUGUUCUACAGAAAUUGUUUCAUAUGUGGAUGUUAUGCUGAAUUUUCAUGAAGCAUAAAAGUUCAUGAGUCACAUUCAAAACACUAUUCAAAUAAA
Molecule: messenger RNA, 4900 nt
Organism: Thunnus maccoyii (southern bluefin tuna)
Lineage: Eukaryota; Metazoa; Chordata; Actinopteri; Scombriformes; Scombridae
Gene: wnt6b
Product: wingless-type MMTV integration site family, member 6b
Exons: 4
Coding region: 838-1905 (355 amino acids)
Biological process (GO): multicellular organism development; canonical Wnt signaling pathway; cell fate commitment
Cellular component (GO): extracellular region
Molecular function (GO): frizzled binding; cytokine activity
Source: RefSeq, a predicted model, not a curated record